AUGAGAAAUCACACUGCAGUAACAGUGUUCAUCCUUCUGGGACUGACAGACGAUCCUCAGUUGCAGAUUUUGCUCUUUAUUUUUCUAUUUAUCACCUACAUUUAGAGUAUAACUGGAAAUCUGACCAUCAUUAUCCUAACUUUGGUGGAUCCCCACCUUAAAACGCCCAUGUAUUUUUUUCUCCAAAAUUUCUCUUUCUUAGAAAUCUUGUUUACAACCACCUGUAUUCCAAGAUUCCUCUACAAUAUAUCAACUGGGGACAGAGUGAUUACCUAUAAGGCAUGUUUCAUACAACUAUUUUUAACCGAUCUCUUCGGGGUAACUGAAUUUUUUCUCUUGGCAGCCAUGUCAUAUGAUCGUUAUGUGGCCAUCUGCAAACCCUUGCAUUAUAUGACGAUCAUGAGCAACAAACUGUGCAAAACAAUGGUCAUCUGCUGCUGGAUGGCAGCACUUAAGACUAUCCUCCCACCACUCAGCUUAGAUUUUCAUCUGGAAUUCUGUGAUUCAAACAUCAUUGACCAUUUUGUCUGUGAUAUAUCACCUCUCCUGAAGAUCUCAUGUUCAGACACAUGGUUAAUUGAGCAGAUCGUUAUAGCCUGUUCCGUACUGAUCUUCAUUAUCACUCUUCUUUGUGUAGUUCUCUCCUACAUUUAUGUCAUAAGGACAAUUCUAAAAUUCCCUUCUCUUCAACAAAGAAAAAAAGCUUUUUCUACAUGUUCUUCUCACAUGAUUGUACUUUCCAUCUCUUAUGGCAGUUGCAUUUUCAUCUAUAUCAAGCCAUCUGCAAAAGAAGAGGUAAAUAUUAACAAAGGUGUAUCACUGCUUAUUUCUUCCAUAUCACCAGUGUUGAAUCCUUUCAUAUAUACUCUGAGGAAUAAGCAAGUUAAACAAGCCUUUGAUGACUCACUCAAAAAAAUUGCAUUUCUCUUAAGAAAGUAA
Molecule: messenger RNA, 939 nt
Organism: Budorcas taxicolor (takin)
Lineage: Eukaryota; Metazoa; Chordata; Mammalia; Artiodactyla; Bovidae
Product: olfactory receptor 6C68-like
Exons: 1
Biological process (GO): G protein-coupled receptor signaling pathway
Cellular component (GO): membrane
Molecular function (GO): G protein-coupled receptor activity; olfactory receptor activity
Source: RefSeq, a predicted model, not a curated record